Clunio marinus is the source of this 945-nucleotide messenger RNA. NCBI's taxonomy places the organism in Eukaryota, Metazoa, Arthropoda, Insecta, Diptera, Chironomidae. The record is from the annotation of a GenBank genome assembly.
AUGUUCCUGACGUAUUUUAUUUUUCUCUUAUGUUUGAAUAAUUUUGCACACGGAACUUUUAAAAAACAUUUGAAUAUCUAUGAUCGUUUGAAUAAAUACAAUACAAAACAUCCAAAUAUUUUGGAGAAAGGAGACGAAAGUAACAUUGAAAAUUUCUCGUACGAUUAUUCUGAUCCAUUUGGCCCACGUAAUUGGGGAAGACUCAGCAGAAAUUGCGAUGGCAACCGGCAAAGUCCCAUCAAUCUUCCGCUUGGGAUUUUAAAAUCUCGAAUUGGAAAACCAUUAACCUUCAGUGAUUUUUCAACAACUCCAAAAUCCAUUAAAGUCAUUAAUGAUGGACAUUCUGUCAAAGUCGAGUUUAAUUUCCCAGGGAAUGAUGAAGCUACAAUUUCAGGAGGUCCGCUGGUGGGAAAAUAUAAGAUUGACAAUGUUCAUUGGCAUUGGGGUGAAAAAGAUAAUUGUGGAAGUGAACAUUUACUUAACGGUCGCAGAUUCUCAGCAGAACUUCACAUCGUCACUUAUGAUUCAAGAUACAGUACCAAUUCUAUCAAUGAUGCAGUAGACAAAAGGAAUGGAAUCGCUGUUUUGGGAUUCUUUUAUGAGUUAACCACUAGUAAUAGAGCGUCAGAUUUUCCUUUGACAGACAAGAUUCAGGACGUUAUUGAACCAGAAAGCUCUUGCACAGAAACAUCCGAUGUUUUUACAUUUCGUGAUCUUAUCAAAAGUACAAGAUUUGAUUAUUUGACAUACAAAGGUUCAUUGACAACUCCCACAUGUGAUGAGACCGUUACUUGGAUAGUUUCAACUAAUCCCUUAAAAAUAUCGUCAAAUGAUUUAGGCGAAUUGAGAAAGUUAAGAGAUAAAAGAGGAAAUUUAAUUCUUCGGAAUUACAGACCAAUUCAGAGCUCAAAACUUCGAUUGGUUGAAAGAUAUCGUUCUACUUAA